AGGAGAUCGGAUGGUAUGGGUGACGAAUAUCGAGACUCGGCUCGGCAAUGGAGAACUUACUCUCUUGUGUUGCUACUUUUCCUGGUCGCUCUAAUUGCUGGCUUUGCAGCAACGAUUGUGUAUUACGAAAUAGUCCGUAAACCUUACGGUGCAAGACACUGCAAUCGAGUCACGCUGACAGAACAACUUCUUCAAGGUGAUCCAAGUCACUCCAUUUUCCGAGAUCUUACAGAAAAUGAGUGGUCAGCUUUAGAAAAUUACUUGUAUUCCAACAAAGCUUUCAAUCUUAAAAGAAGAAACAUAUAUGCGCCGAAUUCGAGUUAUCUGUACUACGCCGAAUUGUUGUUGCCCAACAAAACAUCCGCUUUAGAUUUUCUGGACUUUAUAGGCCGGCCUCAGCCACCAAGAGAGGCGCGUGUUGUGUUGUUCCGUGGUGAUAAAUCUCCCCCAGUGACGGAGGAGUAUUCUGUUGGCCCGCUGAACAAAAUAGAAAAUCAUAGACUUCUAGUAUUGGCGCCAUAUCUCUACAGACCAGUGUCCGCCAUUGAAACCCGCGCGGUCCGGAAACUAUUGAGGCGAGUUGACGUCACGCUUAAAUAUGUCUUAGAGGAGAGUUACGAGGCUAGCUUCUUUGACUGUGAUCCACAAUGUCUAAUUCUGGACUAUUUCACUCCUGUGUCUCCAGCUAUGUCUGGGAGAAACGUCCGCCUAAUAUGGUAUUGGACUCAUUACAAAGUCAAACAAUCCAUGCUGAAUCCUGUAGACUUUUUCAUCUUAUUUAAUUUGGAUGGAUCAGAUCCUAACAAAUACCAUAUAGAAAAAAUAUGGUACUCAGGACAAGAGUACACAUCUCCCGAGCAUAUUCUAGAGGCGUUUAUUUCUGGAAAUUCGGCAAAAUCUUCGAUCCCAUUCCCGGUAGAUCCACACAUUCUACUCUCCGUUGAUCCCUCUAUUCCUACUAUGGUAUUGCGCAGUCCAAAAGUGGUAGAACCGGAUGGACACAGAUAUUCUGUCAAUCAGGGAAGAGUUCAGUACAUGGACUGGGAUUUCCACUUCAGAAUGUCGACAACAUUCGGGCCACAGUUAUUGGAUGUAAGAUACAGGAACACUCGUAUUCUGUAUGAACUCAGUCUCCAAGAGAUAGCAGCGAUUUCAUCCGGGCAUCACCCAUGGCUACGUCACUCCAGCCUCGUGUACAGCAGUCUUAUUGUAGAUAUGGAUGGUGAAGAUACUAGCCCAACAGCAAAUUCCCGGUUCUCUUUCUCUCGGACCAGUAGCACUGGUUCAAUUCCCGCAGGCUGUUUCUCUUCAGCCUCCUCGGCACAGGGUUCUGAUGAUGAGGACAGUGAUAGUAAGCCGACACUGAGCUACAAAGACAGGAGAAGAGAGGCUCACACACAGGCUGAGCAAAAGCGGAGAGAUGCCAUUAAGAAAGGUUAUGAUGAACUGCAAUAUAUUGUACCGACCUGUCAACAGACUGAUCAGAUUGGAGGUACCAAGCUUAGCAAGGCCACGGUUCUGCAGCGCUCCAUUGAUUACAUCCAGUUUCUGAUCACACAGAAAAAGAAGCAGGAAGAUGAGCUGGACUCUCUGAGGAAAGAAGUCAUGGCACUCAAGAUCAUGAAGGCAAAUUAUGAACACAUUGUGAAGACCCACCAGAACACACCCAUGCAUGGACAGAACCUUGUAUCAGAUGAGAGAAAAUUUCAAGUGUUUCAGAACAUCAUGGACAACCUGUUCCAGUCUUUUAAUGCCAACAUAUCAGUGUCCAACUUUGCUGAACUGUCAGGGAGCGUCUUUAAUUGGCUGGAGGAAUACUGUAAACCUCAGAAAGAAAAUGAUGAAGAUGGUAUAGGAAACAGUCUGUCUAUUGCUGAGGAAUUAAAACAAGCAGCAGAGGAAGCAGUGGAAGAGACAGGAUAUGUUUAUGAUGAGGCUUCUGGUCUGUACUACGACAAAAACAGUGGCUACUAUUACAAUCCUGAAACAGCCCUGCAUUAUGAUUCCAACACAGGUACAUAUUACACAUAUGAUUCAGUCUCUGGGACCUACAUCUUCCAUUCCCAAGUAGACACAUCCUAUGUACAGCAGUCUCAUGAGGAUACAACCUCUUCACAUUAUCCAGCAUAUACAGUCUCUGGCAGCUAUCAAGGGGACACAACCUCUGCACAUUAUCCAGCUUAUGAAGUCCCUGACAGCUAUCAAGGAGACACGACCACUGGAAGCUAUGAGGACUAUCAAGAAACUGAUGCCCAGAAUUAUGGGGACUCCUUCCAAGAUUAUCGAGACCCAAGUAACACAACAUUCACUCCAAGCAAGAAAAAUAAAAAGCGCAAAAAGAAAGCUAAAAAGGAAAAGAAUCCCAAAGCUCAAAAGGUGGACAAUAACGAGAAGUCUGAGUUAGUUGAUAAAGUCAGUGGUGAACUAAUAAAAGCUCAGGAAAGUCAUGUAGGAAAACAAGAAGCAGAGAUGGAAGAAGAGGAGGGGGAAAUUUUAACAGAGAUGGAAAACCUGGUGAAAUACCCCACAGGAAGUGAUGCAGGUGCUGGUGAUUCCAACAUGGAUGUUGCAGAAGACACUGAAUUGGAAAGUAAAUUUCAGAUUGAUAAAGCUGAACUUCAGGGACUGAAUAGAAAACAGAGAAGAGAAAAAAUAAGGCAGAUGAAAAGGGCAUUUGAGGAUGAAAGCAGACAGAGUGGUUGUGAACCAUGUAAAAAAAUAGAGAGAGUUGUUGAAUCCUCUGAGAAAAUAAAACGAAUAGAAAAAGAUUGUUCAACUGUUAGUAGUGUGCAGGAACAAGAGAUGAUUGAGACAGGGUACAGUGUGUUUGGUUGUGAUGAGCUGUGCUCAUUGUCCAAAUCUUCUAUUGAGAUGGAGGAAACAAGUACAAAUUCCUUUCUCCUGAUUUCAGACUCAAGUAUUGUGACAAAAACUUGCUCAAGUAGUUCCCAGGUGAACUCCUCUCAGGGCUCCAUUAGCAGCACUGCCACCACAAGCAGUGAACUCAGCAAGAAAGAUGUCACAAAAGUAAACAAACAUAAAGAACCAACAGACUGUGUGACUUCACCUGUAUGUAAGGACUGUGGAAAAACAGAUUGUAAAAUACAUAGCCUUCAGGAGGAAACACUGUACCAGGGAAACCUUAGUGAUGAUACACAAAACGCUGUCGAUUUUGAUUUUGUGAUUAAAGUGAAGCAUGAGAAUGGUGAUGAUUGUAAGCAAUCCAAUACCACUGAUUUAGGCACAGGAACCAGCAUGGAAGAAAGCUGUGUAAAGGAAGGCUCACAAUCAAUGGAGGAUGAUUCAACUCUCAAAUGUCCUGCUUCUGUUGAUACACAUUGUUCCACUCUAGAAACUGUUAGGAGUUCUCAGCCUGUUGUGUUAUGUGAUAAGAAUGAAACUUUGAAUCUAAAAGGGACAUCUGAUGAAAGGUCUGAUGGAGAGGAUAGUUGGUCUGUUUGUACAAACGACUCUGAGCUCGAGUCAGGGGAAUUGACAGAAAGCUCAGAGGAGAGUGAUGCAAGCUCAGAGGAGGAUAAGGAGAUGAUCCAGGAGCAAGGGGAGGAUCAAGAUCCGUAUUCCUUCCCUCCAUGUGUUCGGCUGAUUGUGACAGAUUCGGAUCAUCUGGAUUUUGGAUCCCUUUUCAUCAUCACCUGUGAUGGAGGCACCAUAGGGAGAGAGAAGUACCUGGGAAAUGUCAUCAUCAUACCAGACAUCAACAUCAGCAAGAUACAUGCUCAGCUAAAAUACAUGGCUGAUACAGGUCGAUACUACGUGAUGGAUUAUGGAAGUCAGAAUGGGACAUUUCUCAAUGAAGAAAGAAUAUCAGAGUCAAAAUGUAGCAGCACUUUCCUUCCUGUCAAUCAUGGGGAUUCUCUACAGAUUGGCUGUACCAGGUUUCUGUUACACAUCCACCCUGGUAGUGAGACUUGUGAUGAGUGUGAACCGGGUCAGGUUAAGGCCGCAUUUCAAGCUCAGCAAACAAAAGAUAUUCAAAUUUUGUCCAAAGAGGAGAAGAAAAAGCAAGCAAGACAGGAACUCAAUCAAAUUAAGAAGAAAUAUGGACUAAAGAAUACUGCAUACAUAGAUAACAAUGAAGUUAUAAAGAAUCCAAACUACCAGGACAGAGCUGAAGAAAGGAGAAAAACAAAAGGCAGUGACAAUCCUUAUCAGGUGGAUGAAGCACCAUCAUCUGUUCACAGACCCAUCACAGAGAACAAUGUAGGACAUAAACUUCUAAAAAAGAUGGGUUGGAGUGAAGGAGAAAGUUUAGGAAAGGACAACAGUGGUAUUCAGGAUCCUGUUUGUGUGAGCUUCCGAAUGAAUCAAAAGGCAGGCCUAGGAUCUGAAGCUGUGUGUUCCAGUUCUUUGGAUGACGUUGGGGAAGGAAAUAAAAGUAAACGAUGGCUGGAAGCUCAGCAGAGAUACAGGAAAGCUAUAGCUGAGAAACAGAUACCCACUCCUGCCUGGGUCAAAGAGAGCAAGCUCAAACCUAGUGAUUUCCUGUAGAAGGAGUUAUAGAGCUUCAUAUGGGAACAACAAAGCUAGUCUGAUCAGAAUUAUACAUCAAGGUAUCUCCAGAAUGGACACAUGGUCAUUAAUAAAUACUGGGGAUAAUUCAAAAUGGUACAGUGUCAGAUAAGUGUGAAAAUGUUGUAUUUGUGUACCGGUAAUCUAAACAGUGAGACAGAAAAGGAAAUGGGCAGCUACGAUUCUGUAUAAACAGAGACAGGAUAUACCUUUCUGUAAAUGUUAAAUGAAUACAGAAAGAUGAAAUGUUACUUAGUUGUUAAUGUUUUAAUGCUUGUUUUCAGUAAAAGAUGUUAA
Molecule: messenger RNA, 4827 nt
Organism: Saccostrea echinata
Lineage: Eukaryota; Metazoa; Mollusca; Bivalvia; Ostreida; Ostreidae
Exons: 18
Coding region: 16-4509 (1497 amino acids)
Biological process (GO): amine metabolic process
Molecular function (GO): nucleic acid binding; protein dimerization activity; copper ion binding
Source: RefSeq, a predicted model, not a curated record